AAACAACAUCACUUCCGUAAACAAACCAUUUUUAACAUUUCUUAAUUAUAACAUGGUGUGAAGUUUUUGUCAUACUAGAUUUGUUGUACAGUUGAUGGAUGUUAUUAUCUUCAUGUACAAUGCCUACUGAAAUGGUCAUUAAUAUUUGCAUGGUGUUGCUUGUAUUACUGUGUGAGGCAAGCUCAACACCUAAAGUGCUGCUUGUGUCGAUGGAUGGAUUCCGAUAUGACUAUUUGGAUCUGCUACCACCAAGCAUGGUUCCAAACUUCCAAAACAUAAUAAAAAAUGGAGUGAAAGGCAAAUUAACCAGUGUUUUUCCAACAGUUACAUAUCCUAACCAUUAUACACUUAUCACUGGCCUAUAUCCAGAAAAUCACGGCCUUGUUCACAACAGAUUUUAUGACACAGAUCCUACAGUAAAAGACCAUUUUUGGUAUGAUGACAGGAGAGACAAUUAUGACCCUGUUUGGUUUGACACUGGUGCAGAGCCAAUCUAUGUGACAAAUAAGAAAGGAAGUGGUGUCAGAUAUUCAGCAUCAGCUCUUUGGCCGUGUGGACUUGGAAAAGUAAAAGAAAUAAGGCCGGAUUUUGUUUAUUAUGACACAGACCCAUUUAGCCAUAUUAACUUCACUAAAAUGGUUGAUGACAUGGUGGACUGGUUUACAAACAAAACAAAUCCAGUAAAUCUCGGACUGAUGUAUUUUGAUGAACCAGACGAAAUCGCUCAUGCAUCUGGUGCAGCCUCUACUGCUGUGCUCAACUUUGUGAAGGAAUUGGACGUAGUUAUCGGCCAUCUUAUUAAAAGACUCAGAGAUACAAACCUACUUGAUGAUUUAAAUGUUAUACUUCUUGCUGAUCAUGGUUUCACAAACAUCACAACUCAAGUAGUAUUAGAGGAUUAUGGAAUCAUGGCCCAUGAGUAUACGACUGGAUCAGGCUUCGAAAACCAUAUAACUGUUCACAUAUAUCCUAAUAGUUCAGACAUUGACACAUUGUAUAAGAAGUUUAGCAAUAGCAGUCUUAAGGAUAAAUUAGAUGUUUACUUGAAGUCAAAUAGUACUUAUUUGAAAGAUACUUUGCACUACAGCAAAAAUUCUCGCAUUGCACCAAUAAUCAUCACUGGAAAAGAAGGUGUUGUAUUCUUUCCUAACAAAUCAUCUACUGAAGGAUUUAAAACUAAAGGCGGUCAUGGUUAUGAUCCGAAAUAUCCUGACAUGAGCCCAAUAUUCCUUGCGUUUGGACCAGCAUUCAAAAAGGGCUACAAGACAGACAGUCCAUUUCCAAACCUGGAUAUAUAUCCACUCAUGUGUCAUUUACUAGGGGUCCCUCCAGCUCCCAACAAUGGGUCCCUUAAGAGAGUGGAGCAGUUUUUAAAAGAUCCAUUAAAAGAGGAUGGGUUUACUGUAACAGAAGUUUCAUUGUUGAUGGUGUUUAUUGUGACAGUGCUGGUAGCUGGUCUGUUUGCCAUCUGUGCGUGCCACAAUGCGCGAAAGCAGCCGCGCCUCCUAUUGCGCGGAUUCCAAAGCCCCGUCGGGAAUCUACAGCAUUCACACCAUCUCCUGCAGGACAACGAUGACGAUGAUGAAUUUUGAUCUGUCAUCUGAAGUUAAUCAUCUAUAACACUAUUUAUAAUUCAUGUUUGUUAUUUUGUUGUUUCAUCUAUUUAGGCAUAUAAGUUUUAAGCAUGUCUGUAUUUGGAAAGAAAAAAUGUUUGGUCAGGGUUCACACAGACUUAAACAGUACUUGAAUUUUAGGCGGCUGGAUGAAAAGUGCUCAACUUUGCAAAAACCUCCUUAAACCUACUUCAAUUUUUGUCUUGCUUUGAAAAGUGCUUGUUAUUUUGGAAUUAGUCCUUAAAUUUCCUUGUUCUUCUCCAAAUGGAGCGCUGUAAUAAAAAAGGUCCAUUUUUACAUAAAAAGUUUAAUCUUUAAGUGAACACCUUGCUAGAAACUCUGCUGUUCGGAUAUCUUGGCAUGUGUGGGAUGGUAUGGGGAUUAUUAUGGGUUUAGACUACAAUUUACAUGAGCAUGCAGUCCUUUUCUGUUUCCGGUUUUAUUUUUCACUGGUUUUUGCUUAUCCUUGUCCUGUAAAAAAUGUGUUCAUAUUUGUUAAAAUUUGUUAUUUUAGAUAGUCCUUGAAAGUCUUAUAAAUGUCCUUGAAAUCUCCUUGAAAAUUCCUUGUUUUUUUUGCCGGUCUGGCUGUGUGAACCCUGUAAGUGUUGUCAUAGCCUCGGUGUUGUGAACAUCAUCAUCAUUCAAAAGAUCGAUCUUACAUUCUUUAGCCAUAACUAAAUAUUAUUCAAGAUAUUGACAUUAAACUUGUUACAUUUUACAUGUAAUGCGUCCUGUUGAACUUUGAAUCAAGUAGAUGAACUUAAAAUAUAUUGGCAUGAAACUUGUUACCUGUUCAAAGUUAUGCGUCUUCAUGCACUCCAAGGAUGUUAGAUGACCUUAAAAUAUAUCAGCAUUAAGCUUGUUACCUGUGCAAAGUUGUGUUUUUAUUUUAAAUUGUUUAACUAUAUUCAUCAUUUAGUUACCCAUGACAUUCCACUUAAAAACAAGAAACUGUCUCUGUAAGUGCUAUCCAAGCAUAAUCAUUCCAUUAAGAACUAUACUCAAGUGCGGUAUGCAGGGAUGUAUGGGACAUGUACAAUAUGUAUAUUGACAUUUUUAGCUCCUCUGAUUUUGUAUAAAAAUGUUAAGGUUUUGUCAUUGCCUUGGUGUUUUUGGCAGUGUAUAUGUUGUGCAAAAAACUAACCCUUGGUCAUUCUCAAACCGUUAUAGAUACUCUAAUAAAACACAGUAUUAUGUUUCCAGAGACAAUAUGCAUAUAUAGCACGGCCCAUACAGUCAUCAAAAUUAGGCUUUUGGAUGAACCAGCCCGAAUAUUUCUACUUUUGCUUGGCAUCAAAUGUUUUAACAAUCCCUGCUAUAUAAAAUUCGAGCAUUUGAGUUUGAGCAAGCCCGGAAGACAUUUGACCAGUGCAGGGCUUGCCGGCUCGUGCUUAUUGCGACCACUGCCCAUAUCUAUGGCUUUAAAUAAUUGUUGAGUUAUGCCCCUUCUUUGGAUCAACAACAGAUGAGGAUUGGUUGCUCCGCGUCGCUCUUGUUAUAAUUGUGAUUAUGUAUUAUUUUGGGGGUAUUUAUUUUGGUUAUAUUUUCAUUGCUUUGAUGUUCCUGUACCGGUUGAACAUGUGUCUAGAGUCUUGUUUUCCUCUUUUUGAGACUGUAUCUCCUAAUUUUGUGUGUAAGGGUUCAUUAUUCUUGUUAAUUAUAAUUUUUAAAGAAUAAAAAAUACUGGGCCACUGUUGUUCAGAACUUUGUUAAAGAAUAAUGUUAACAACAUGGUUAAUGAUAUAUUUGUUAACGUUAACAGGCGAAAUAUUUUGUGAUAUGUUCAUAAAUUAAAGUGAAAAAGGACAGCUGAAACAAAUGUUGCAAAUCGUGUUCGAAAUACUGCAGAUCAAAAGUUUAUCCAUGUAAUUUGCAGAGCUGUUAAGAUCUGAAAGCUAACAUUGAUAUUAGCAAGGUUAUUAACUUAAAGUGACAAACGUAUUCCAAACUAAUGCAUACACAUGUAUAAAAACAUAGGUUUUGAGUGAUAAACCUUUAAGUUGAUACUAAUUAAUGCAUUCAUGAAAAAUAUUAAUUACUGAUAACAAGAUUAUAACCGUUCACUUAAAAGCUGUAAAUGCAAAAAUAUGAAAUGAUUGGUGAGUUCUAAAAGAUUUACUGUGAUAUACUUUAUCUCAUAAAGUAGAAAUACCUUGCUUUCUGCACCUUUCCUUCAAAUGAAACUAGGUAUCCUUCAUAAGAACCUUUGUUUGCAACAUUUUUGGUAUAUCAAACCAAUCGUAUGAAUUAUUUUUGGGACUAAGAGUGCAUCUUUAAACAAACUUCUGAAAUAUGGCCCAGUUUUAUAAUAAUUUGCAUUAGUUUUUAUGGAGUUUUUUCUUAGAAGCCAUCUCAAAAACAUAAAAUAAAUGAGGCUCUUUAUAGAUAAAAAAUAGGAUCAACUCUUGACGCUUUUAUUGUUCAGUAUCUUGUCUCAUAUUAAGUAUGCUCUUUUGUAGGUCAUCGCUGAUUAUAUUUAUGAGCUUUUAUAACCUACAAUUUUUCAUGUGUGUAUUGAUUUUUAAGUAUUCAGAUGAAUUAUUGUUUAUAUGGUUUAUUUCAUCAUGCAAUGACUGUCUGAUCUGUAUAGAUCUAGCAGAGUAUUAUCACAUUCACCAGUUUAGAUUGACUUUGUUCAUUGCUGUUAGAACAUUCAGUUGGAUAAGAUUUUACAAAGAAACGGUAUAAAGGGUAUUUUAAAUGUUCGCCUAUAUGUCCGAUGUCUGAUGUUUGCCUGUCUUAUGUGCCUGUCUGUUUGAUGUCUGCCUGCCUAGUCUCUGGUGUUUGUAUGUCUGUCUGAUGUUUGACUGAGUGUCUGAUGUCUGACUGAUGUAUGUCUGAUGUCUAUUUGCCUGUCUGUCUGGUUGCUUGUCUGUCUGAGGUCUCCUUGUCUGUCUUAUGUUUGCCUGUCUGUGUAAUGUUUGCUUGUUUGUCUAAUUUCUGCCUGUCAGUGUAAUGUCUGUCUGUCUGAUGUCUGCCUGUCUAUCAAAUGUCUGCCAGACUGUCAAAUGUCUGCUUGUCAGUGUGUUGAUUGCCUGUCUGUCUAAUGUCUGCAUGUCUGUCUGUGUUUCUGAUGUCAGUGUGUCUUAUGCCUGUCUGUUUGAUGUACUUCUGAUGUCUGCCUGUCUGUCUAUUUAUUCUCGCAUAUUUUACAGAUGUAGGGUUGAUUCAAUGAUUGGAGUUAAGGGAAGGCAAUAGAACAGAUUGUGUUCACGUCUUUUGUUCUUUAAGUAGGUUUUAUCUCACCUUAAAGUUGUCUGAGACUGUGAGUUUUGUGAUCAUCUUGUGUGCGACAUUUCUGUCAAUUGGUAUUGCUUUUACCUUUGGGCCUAUGCCUUACAUAAGUGGGAUAGUCCUUAGGUCGUCCUAGGUCUAACAGUGAUAUUCCUAAACCAGAAUUCUGGUUGCCAACUCAAAAAUUGAUCUACUAAAAUUAUGUACAACAAAUCAUGUUCACAACCUCAAGCCUAAGAGCUAAGAUAUUAAACAGCUUAGAUAUUUUAUGGCUUAGAUAUUUCAAGGUUAGAUAUUUUAGAGCUUAGAAAUUUGGUGCAUAUAUAGCAUUUUGUAGCAGCCCAGUUAAUUUGUUGAUAGUUUACCAUAUCCAAGUAGUUUUGCUCUCAUUAGAAUUGAUGGACUAAAAGCUCAGGUUAGGGGACACAUGUUUGACUGAGCUCUCUUGUUUGGUUGUUACAUGGUGUAUAGGUACAAGUCUAGAAUUGGCCAUAUAGUAUUACAAUGUAUUACAUGUAGUAUUAAAUAUGCCAUACUGUUCAUACUGCAGUUGCAUUCCACUCGGCAUCUAAGGGGCCAUUUCAUCAAUUAUCCUUAGAGCGAUUUCGUUCCUAGGAGAGAUUUUCAACAGGAGUACAUCACUGUUUUAAUUCCUUUUAGGAGGUAUAUUAUACCUACACUUAAUGGCUUUGAAAACGCACCACUUACAUUUUCAUAAAUUUAUUCAUUAAUAGUACAUCGAAUGUAUUCAGAAUUUCUAGGUACAACAAACAAUAUGUUAUAAAUAUUGUAUGCAAAUUUCUGUAAAACUGUAAACGUAAGACAUGGUCGAACACCGCAAAUCACAGUUUGCUAGUAAGGAGUGUAUGACCCGUUUGCCUGUAUACAGGCAAGACAUCUACGCCUCAUGGACAGUAAGAACUGCUAUGCGGUGUUGUGGGAUGUUGGCCCACUCCUGCACAAGAGCAUUGCGUAAUUCUGCAACAUGGGUGGAGGAGGAUUUCGUGCAUAAACCCUCCUACCAAGCUCAUCCCAGAGAUGCUCAAUAGGAGCCAUGUCUGGAGACAACGACGGCCAGUCCAAUACAGUUACAUUGUUUUGAACAAAAACUGAGUGGUCCUUCGGGUUGUAUGGGCGGGAGCAUUAUCAUGUUGAAACAUGUAACGUCCAUGUGGAAAUUGACGUCACACAAAUGGCAAAAACACUGGUUGAAGAACAUUAUUUAUGUAUGUUUGUGCGUUUUCAAAGGCGUUCAGUGUAUAUAUAGAAGAGAUUUUCAACAGGAGUACAGCACUGUUUUAAAUCCUUCAGACGGUCAGAGUCAUAUCAUUGCUCUUAGGACGCUUGAUGAAACAGCAUCCAGAAUAUGUACAUUUUGGGUUGUGAUACAUUUUGCAUAAUAUUUGUAGGUAGUUUAUACAACAAUACACUCAUUUUAUUACUUCUUUUCAGUUUUCAUUGGUCACAAUGUUAAAUUUAGAUGCCUAGUGACCCUAGAAUAGAAAAAGGUUAUUGUAGUUUAUAUGUUUAACGGUUUUUCAACUGGAAUCAGACAUUAAAUGGCCUAUUUUGCAAUAUUUUAGAGCCAGCAUUAAAGCUUGUUUGUACUAUAACUUACGGAAUAUGUUUUAUAUAUUGUUUUUUUCCCAAUAAAACGCUUUAAAUGAUACAAAAAUAGAACAUGAGCACCAGAUUUCCAAAAUUUACAUAACUGUACACUGAAUACCUUGAUAAACUGUUAGUGCCAUGCAAAGUGAACAUUAAAAGAUCCUAAUUAUGUUUACAAAUAAGACACAUAAUUCAUGAAUUAUUUUGUUUUAAAUGUGUGGUAAAUGCCAUGAUGUUUUGUUUUUGUUUGUAUAUUUGUUUUUAAUGCGAUGAGCUUGUAAUGCUUAUUAAGUCAAAAUAAUAAAAAAGUGGUUCUGUUCUUCUGUUUAUGUUUUAUUACAUACAUGGUGAACAUUUUCAUGAUUCAUGUUUAUUACAAACAUGGUGUACAAUUUCAUGAUUCAUGUUUAUUACAUACAUGGUGUACAGUUUCGUGAUUCCUGUUUAUUACAUACAUGGUGUACAGUUUCGUGAUUCAUGUUUAUUACACACAUGGUGUACAAUUUCAUGACCCCUGUUUAUUACAAACAUGGUGUACAAUAUCAUGAUUCAUGUUUGUUACAAACAUUGUGUACAAUUUCGUGAUUCAUGUUUAUUACAUACAUGGUGUACAGUUUCGUGAUUCAUGUUUAUUACAUACAUGGUGUACAGUUUCGUGAUUCAUGUUUAUUACACACCUGGUGUACAGUUUCGUGAUUCAUGCAUAUUACACACCUGGUGUACAAUUUCGUGAUUCAUGCAUAUUACACACCUGGUGUACAAUUUCGUGAUUCAUGCAUAUUACACACCUGGUGUACAAUUUCGUGAUUCAUGCAUAUUACACACCUGGUGUACAAUUUCGUGAUUCAUGCAUAUUACACACCUGGUGUACAAUUUCGUGAUUCAUGUAAAUUAAAUAACUGGUGUACAAUUUCAUGAUUCAUGUUUAUUACAUACAUGGUGUACAAUUUCGUGAUUCAUGCUUAUAACAUACAUGGUGUACAAUUUCGUGAUUCAUGUUUAUUACAUACAUGGUGUACAAUUUCAUGAUUCAUGCUUAUAACAUACAUGGUGUACAAUUUCGUGAUUCAUGUUUAUUACAUACAUAGCAUAUCAUUUGGUGAUUUAUGUUUAUUACAUAUGUAGUGUAUAAUUUGGUGAUUUAUGAAUUUAUUUUUCAGUCAUGACAUGUACAAUAUAAUGAUAAAGAAUUAACAUGU
Mya arenaria is the source of this 7654-nucleotide messenger RNA. RefSeq names its product bis(5'-adenosyl)-triphosphatase ENPP4-like. The coding region runs from base 99 to 1592 and encodes 497 amino acids. NCBI's taxonomy places the organism in Eukaryota, Metazoa, Mollusca, Bivalvia, Myida, Myidae. The transcript has 5 exons. The record is from RefSeq and is a predicted model, not a curated record.